Dermatophagoides pteronyssinus (European house dust mite) is the source of this 566-nucleotide messenger RNA. It is a transcript of the gene RpL28, whose product is annotated as ribosomal protein L28. Gene Ontology annotation, biological process: translation. NCBI's taxonomy places the organism in Eukaryota, Metazoa, Arthropoda, Arachnida, Sarcoptiformes, Pyroglyphidae. The record is from RefSeq and is a predicted model, not a curated record. Gene Ontology annotation, cellular component: ribosome. Gene Ontology annotation, molecular function: structural constituent of ribosome.
UUGUUAUGCUUCCUUUUCUUCCUUUUGAUUCUGUGUGUGGUGUGAGUUUUUUCAUUUUGUGUUUGGAAUUUUUUAAUUUUUUGUCCGAAAAUUCGGUUUUUUCUAAACAAUUUCAAAAAUGGUUUCUGGUCUUAAUACAUCAUCCGAUUUGAAUUGGUUGAUCACCCGUAAUAGUUCAUGCUAUUUGCUAAAACGACGUGGUGUUAAUCAUCAUUUCAGUACGGAUCCAAUGAAUCCAAAAGGUCUUUAUAAACCACGUUUUCAAGGAACAAUUCAACGACGAGCAUUAAGCGUUCAGGAAAAUCCAUCCGGAAAAGGUGUCGUUAUGGUGUACAAAAAACGUUCGAACCAAAAUAAACCGGCCCAAGCAUUGAAUCGUGUUGUUAUGAAUCGUAAUGCUCGCCGUACUACACGUAACAUUAAACAAUUUGUUAACAAACAAAAUUAUCGAAACGAUUUGAAGAAUGUUGUAUUGAGAAAAGCCAGUGCAUUGUUACGAGCACAACGAAUUAAAAAUUCCAAAAAAACUCGUCAAUCCAAAAAGAAAGAAUAAUUAAAUUCAUUUU